AUUCAAUUAAUAAGGAUCGAAUUGAGGGUACCCGAGUAUGGUUGGACAACACAAAAGGUUUUCCAUCUGAUGAACUUUGUUGUAAAUGGAGUUCGUGCAAUUGUCUUUGGAUUUCACAAACAAGUGUUUCUCUUCCAUCCUAAGGUGCUGACUCUGGCAAUAUUGGACCUACCAGGGCUCCUUUUCUUUUCAACAUUUACUCUCCUGGUUCUAUUUUGGGCUGAAAUAUAUCACCAGGCUAGGAGUUUACCAACAGAUAAACUCAGAAUUUCUUAUAUUUCAAUAAAUGGUGCAAUGUACUUCAUUCAGGCAUGUAUCUGGGUGUACCUCUGGGUCAAUGACAAUAGCACUGUGGAAUUCGUUGGGAAGAUAUUUAUAGCAGUUGUAUCAUUUAUUGCAGCAUUGGGCUUUCUGCUCUAUGGUGGAAGGUUAUUUCUCAUGCUCCGGCGCUUUCCUAUUGAAUCUAAAGGGAGAAGAAAGAAGCUUCAUGAGGUUGGAUCUGUGACUGCCAUAUGUUUCACCUGUUUCCUCAUUAGCUGCUUUGUGGUUGUGUUAUCUGCUUUUGAUUCUGACGUAUCUCUUGAUGUCUUGGACCAUCCUGUUCUCAAUCUGAUAUACUACCUGUGGCAGCUGGUAGAAAUUCUUCCUUCAGCACUUGUGCUAUACAUCCUGCGAAAAUUGCCUCCAAAAAGAGUAUCUGCACAAUACCACCCAAUCAGUUAGCUGCAGCAGACUUUUAUCGUCAGUCCUACACUUUCACAUGGUUGCCGCUGCAGAAGCUAAGUGGAAUUCUGCAGGAAAAGUGGAGCUGCGAAAAGGAUCCAGGUGCAUUAAUUUUGUAGAAAGGCCAAUGAUGUCAACUCUUUCCCCAGUUGUUGAACAAAGCUUAAGCUGUUUUACCUAUAUUGUAUUAUUUCUGUGGUCGUGGCGUGAAGCAUCAGACGAAUCGUUAACAUUUUGGUUAUUAAUUGUUCCACAAGUUUGUGAAAAGUAUCGAAGUCCUGAUGUAAUGAUGCAACAGGGUUACCUCAGUGUCAUCUAUUGUACUGUUUCAUUCUAACUGUGAUGUUCUGCAUUUGAGCAUUUCCUUACUGUAAGAUCGUACGGAUGUAACUUUCACCAUUUGAAUAAUGGCAAUGCCCUCUGUAGUGACUAUUUACCUACUA
This is a messenger RNA of Nicotiana tabacum (common tobacco), 1166 nucleotides long. The record is from RefSeq and is a predicted model, not a curated record. NCBI's taxonomy places the organism in Eukaryota, Viridiplantae, Streptophyta, Magnoliopsida, Solanales, Solanaceae.